Aspergillus homomorphus CBS 101889 is the source of this 3183-nucleotide messenger RNA. RefSeq lists its product as uncharacterized. The transcript has 3 exons. The record is from RefSeq and is a predicted model, not a curated record. Lineage: Eukaryota; Fungi; Ascomycota; Eurotiomycetes; Eurotiales; Aspergillaceae. The coding region runs from base 429 to 3008 and encodes 859 amino acids.
CGUUUCCCUUCCGGCCCGGUCGCAUCGCUUGUCCUCACUUAAUCUUUACUAUGACUAUUUUCUAAUCCUUAAUCUUUAAUUAUUUCUUUUCUUUGUUUGUGUUUUGCUUCUGCGGUAUAAUCUCCCCACGAUCAUCUGAUUCGCGGAGAGAGUGCGCCUGCCUUGUCUCAGAUCUCGUCUGCGACUGACUGCAUCGCUCAAUUCCCCAGCAACAGAGUCUCUUGCAGGACACUUCUGUCUCCUCCAUCCCUUCAUUUCCCAACUCUAUCUGUCUGCACCGCCCGGGCCUUUGAAGUGCAACCAAACUUGCGCAACACCCCCCUUCCCUGGUUGCAGAUGGCCUGGGUCUGAGCGGCAUAGUUCCUGUCGUGUACCAGAUAUCGAUUGCCUCAAUUGACUCGGACAGCCAUUCCAAGCAAAUUUAAAGCAUGAUGGUCACCUCGUCCCUUGGGGAGGACGCUGGCCAUCCUUCUCGUCAGCACCUCCCGCCAAUUCCUCCGUCGCCGACGUUAUCCAACCCCGACAUGAUCCUACCGUUUGACUCCAACGAGCGCGAAUCCUCGACCCCGUCCCCUCCGUUCAACCUGCCUUCCUUAGGCAACCUGCAGGCGUUUUACGAAAGGCGCCCGGCCCUCGACGACAAUACGGAUCACAAUCAGGGUGUCGCGCAAUUGGGGAUCGCUCUGUCCUACGGCAGUCGCCCCCAGAAAAAAGGAUUUCCGCGUCACGCAUGGCUGCAAGAGGGUCAUGAUGCUCGUCGCUUGUCGGACAUCGGUGAGGAGGAUUCAUCGUCGUCGUCGUCGUAUGCGCACUUUCCUGGGUUCUCUGGUGCAUCUCGAAUGGUGUCGCAAACGGGUCGGCUGGAGGGCUCUCCUGUUUCGCAGCGUGAGACAGCUGAUUCGGACACUAGGGAGACGGGGGCGUGGAGCGGCUCGUCUAGCUCGACAGCUAGUGGUGCUAGUGACUCGUCUUGGGAUGGGGCGAAAGGCCACCACGACAGUCGUGGAGCUGAGGAGCCCCGUCAUAACUUGGAGGACAGUGUUCGCGAGCCUGUCAAUGGUAACGACGAUACUCCAAGCAUAAUGGCAACCGCACAUGAGAACGGGUCUGGAGUGGAACUAUCGUCAGCCGUAUUAAGUACCGAGGCGGAAAGGAUUCUCGAGAACGCUAAGAAGCGUCUGACGCUUAUGGAAGGCAACCUGAGUCGGGCUCGCACAUCGGUACGAGUCUCGCCAUCGCUCCCGACCUCGCCAACGCCGCCCGUGGGGCAGUCGCCAUUGGGGCUGGGCCAGCCUGUCGGCGGCCUGUAUCAGUCAAUCUCUCGCGCGGACCGUCGAGUCUCGAAUCACCGUCCGCGCACGACGUACAGCUCAUCCCAGGAUGUGACGAGCAAUCGACAUUCACGUGUCUAUAGCGAGACCAAACUACCGUCAGCAGCGCAGUCAAGCCUUUCCACAGCGGACACCAACCCGUCUCGGUCUCUCAGCGCCUUAGGCUCAACCAGCGCAUCCACUUAUCGGAGCGAUGAGCGGACUUUCCGUUAUGACCCCACACGGUCGUAUCUGACCCAUCGGGCCUCUAUCUCAUCCAUGCAGAGGCCGCCGGCUCGCUCGCCGCCGAUGGUAAAGGAGCGAGCCUCUUCUGAGUCCCCUAAGGGAUUGGGUAUCUCCACCGAUGAGAUCGAGAGUCUCAGCCCGAGCACGGAGGGGUCUAAUGAGACCUACCCUGCACAAGAUCCGCCGUCUCGUUCCCAGUCGCAAAUGCAAGUACGCGACCUGCACAAUCAGAUGAAGGGACUUCACAUCAAGAUCUCUAGCCUGAAGGUCAAAACGCAGGAGGAUAAUUUGCGCCGGCGUAGUAUGCAAAGCCUGCGGACUCCGAGUCCCUUGAAUGCUGCUGAUCAAUGGUACCCUAAUGCUCUGGACCUGAAAGGCCGCCACAACAAUCUUAAGCCCAACGGUGCACAGGGCCAGUCAUCGAGCCAUUCGGCAGAGAAUCUAUACCGUGGCGAAUUUGGCUCUGCUGUUAGAAUCGAGCCUGACACAAAGACGCGGCAGGCCGAAACACGAGAGCAGGUCGCAGCGCAUCAUCCAACCGGUUACACGGGACAUCAACCAGAAGAUGGGUCCGAGCUCGAUGAUUCGCAAUCGGUGAGCGAGAGCCUGUAUGAGGAUGCGCAAGAGGGAAACUAUGACGAGAGCGGCUUCUUGACUUCUGAUGCCGACCGUGAGUCCCUGGAUGAUAAUCUGGACGAUACACUGGAGGCUUUCCCUCCCGUGCCCCAGAGUUUCCAGGACACACCCCACGAGGAGCGAGAGGAUGCUUUUGACUACGAGCAUUUUAUUCUGCAUAGCGCAUUGGGUAAUUACACCCAAGCUCGGCUGCGUCGUGAGAGCAACGGUUCGACCAGCUCGGUGGAGACCACACGGCCGACCGACCACCGCUCCGUUCGUCACUCACGGGCUAAUAGCACGCCAUCGCUCUCCUCGGUAGCGACAUUUGAGACCGCCAUCGAGGGGAAUCAUGAUGGCCUGGAGAGCGUUCUCUACUGGGACCGGAAGUUCAACGAUGAAUUCAAAAAUCGCCAUCCGGCGGGCGGCGAGAGCUCGGAAGGAGCUGACAUGGAAGACGAAAGUAACCCCCGCACUCUUCGGCGACAGCCUAAUCGACUAGUGAGCAGCGACAAGGACUCAAAGGUCAAUCUAAUGCCACCACGAUCCGAGUCAGCAAUGACAGGAGCAGCGACGCCGACAUCCCUCGCAUCGUCUCUUGUGUCCACCGUGCGUGCGGCGUCUAGCUCCCAUACCAGUGCGUCGGCCAAUGGCAACAUGGGACUGAAUGAUGAUGACACACAGCUUCUGGAACAGCUAUUCCAGAGCCUCGGGGAUGUUUGUACGGAGCUUCAGACCAUCACCACCUCUGCACAUCCUGAUCUUAAACAGGUGCGACUGUUGAGGCGGCGGCUGGAUGCCGCUCGGCGGGUCCUCGAUGGAGAGUUGGACACCUAAUUAUAUGUGUAAUACAGCGGUUGAUCAUCGAUAGUUGAUUUCUGCAAGAAGAUUGGUGGGCAGAGCUGCUGUUUUUGUGUUUGCUGUUGAAGCAAUCUAGGCGAAAGCCUUGGAUAUGAUACCCUGAUUUUGAUUUAGCCAGUGCAGGUUCAUUACCAGUAGAGUAUAUAUGCAG